Adineta steineri is the source of this 1437-nucleotide messenger RNA. Lineage: Eukaryota; Metazoa; Rotifera; Eurotatoria; Adinetida; Adinetidae. The record is from the annotation of a GenBank genome assembly.
AUGUCAUCUACGAAAAAAGAUAAAGAAAAUAAUUGGUCAUCCGAUGCAUUACUUGAAUUAUCCGAUCUUGCAAAUGAACAAUUACGUACAUUGGAGCGACUUAAUAUUUCUCAUAUUCAAGCAAAUGCUCAACAAGAACUUGAAUCAUGGCAUUCAGCUGCUGUUGCACGUUUAGGUCAAAUCUAUUCACAACGUUUAGCAGAUUUAGCUCAAGUUUAUACACAAGAUGUUUGUCCUGAUUCAGAAAAAUUUAAACAAAAAAUGACUGAUCAACUUAAAAAUCGUAUUAUGCCGCGAAUUACGAAAGUUCUCGAUGAUCCAAUACCUGAUCCAGAAAAAGUUGAAAAAAUGCAGAAUUUACUAUGUCAUAUUAAAUCAGAAUGUGAUAUGAUGCGUGAUCGUCAAUGGAUUCGUGUUCAAUUACCUGAUAUAAAGAGUUUAUCAAUUCCAAUAAAAAUUACUAAAACAGUUUUAGCAACACAUUUAGCAAAUCAUGCUAAAGAUUUAUUAGAUGAUUUAAGUGAUGAUGAUGAUGCAGACGAUAAUAAAAAAGAUGAUGAUUCACCAGCGAAAAAAAAACGAAAAACUGCUUCAAUUGAUGUUAUUGAUAUAUUUACAUCAAGUCCUGAACCAAUAAAAAAUUAUACAUUAGAUACAAAUUCAUCAACAUUAGCUCUUUCAAAUACUCAUAUACUUAUUCAUGAUAAUCAUAAACUAAUUUUAUUUGAUUAUCAAAAACAAUUAACUGAUUUACCAUGGAAUGAUAAUGAUUAUGGUAUUCUUGUUGAUAUGUGUUGGAUGUCAUCAUUGUCUGUAUUUGUAAUUUUAACAAUUCAUUCUCUAUAUAUAUAUGAUCCAAUAAAACCAGCACCAAAUCUUCCAGUUAAAAUUGAGUCUGUUCAACCAUUAGAUCGAACACAUGUUUUAGCAUCAAUAUCACCAUAUGAACGUGAAGUUUAUAUAAAUUAUCAUAAAGGUAUACAUAUUGAUCAUUAUCGUGUUUCACCAACAUCUCAAUGGACAUUAGAAAAACGUUAUUCAAAAUCCGAUUAUUGUGAAACAAAAGAUAUUGGUAUUCGUGAUGUUCGUUGUGAUUCACAAUAUGUUUGUUUAUCUGUAAUGCAACAAAGUGAUUUAAAAUGGAGAUUAGAUAUAAUGUCACGUGAUAUGAAAAGAAUACGACGUGGUAUUGGCAUGGAUUCAGGUGAAAAUCAACAUAAAUUUUUUUCAAUGCUUGUACCACUUCAUGAUCAACGAUGGUUAUUUGUUAAUUGGCAUACAAAUAAACUUUGGUUAGUUGAUCAACAAGGAAAAACAAAAUUAAUUAAAGAUAAUAGAAUAAAAAAUAUUCGAAAUAUUUGUAUUGCUCCUAAUGGUUGUUAUAUGGCUGUUAGAACCGAAAAACCAUCAGCAAUGAAAAUGUAUAAACUUGAUUAA